Parathielavia appendiculata is the source of this 1221-nucleotide messenger RNA. Its product is annotated as transcription factor IIA, alpha/beta subunit. Gene Ontology annotation, biological process: transcription initiation at RNA polymerase II promoter; transcription by RNA polymerase II. Lineage: Eukaryota; Fungi; Ascomycota; Sordariomycetes; Sordariales; Chaetomiaceae. Gene Ontology annotation, cellular component: transcription factor TFIIA complex. The record is from RefSeq and is a predicted model, not a curated record. Bases 1 to 1221 code for a protein of 406 amino acids. The transcript has 3 exons.
AUGUCGAACACGGCAGUCGGAACCGUCUAUGACACCAUCAUCUCCGAGGUUAUCAAUGCCGUGCGCGUCGAUUUUGAAGAAAACGGCGCCGAUGACAGCGCGCUGGAGGACCUGAAGAAGACAUGGCAACACAAGCUGUCGCAGAUGAAGGUGGCCCAAUUUCCGUGGGACCCCAAGCCGGAGCCUCCGGCCCAGGCCACCGCCGUGCCCGCGUCUGCGCCAACAACUACGGCUCCGCCAGUCGCUGCUCCUCCGCAUGCGCCCGCAGCCACCACCGCCUACACCCAGUCUACGCUGACCCCCCAGUCCUCUGCGCAGUCUCUCUCGCUUCCUGCUACCCCCCACCCAAACCCCAAUGCCGUGGCAGUGAAGCCAGAACCUGGCUUCGCCCCAGUUGAGCCCGGUAUCAAGCAGGAACCGGGUCUGGCUCCCGUCCACCCAAGCUACAACCCCGCCAGUGGGGCGCGCCCGACCGCCGCCCAACGCGCUGCUCUAGCCCUCGAGAACCAGUAUGGACAGCGAGCGGCUGCCUCCAUCAACGCCAUCCACAGCGGCAUGGCUUCACAGAUGAACCCUGGCAACCCUCUUGUCCAGGCUCAGCAGGUUCCCAGGCAAGGACAGGUACCGCAGCACAUGAACCCGCAGCAGCAGUAUCGGCAGGGGGUUGCCGCCGCCAUUCAGCAGCAGAUGCAGCAGCAAAUGCCCCGCCCGCGGCCACCGAACGGCCUUCCUACCGCCCAGCUGGAUGGGUCUACUGAUGCCGUUGAAUGCAUGUCAACGCAGCCCCUCUUAAAUUCGAACCAGCCGGCUGUGAUGAGCCGUGCUCAGAUUGAUGAGCACCUGCACGCCCAGCUCGCCGCAAGAGCGAAGCAGAUGGAGGGCGGUGGUUUGAUGCUACCCCUGAAGAAAGCCGCGAAGAGUCACGGCACCGUUACAAAGCGGCAGAGCCCUGACGGCCCUGGCCGGUUUGACGGGCUGGAUGAUGAAAUCAAGAGCGAAGAGGACGAUGAGGAUGCCAUCAACUCGGACCUCGAUGACCCUGACGAAGGUGGCGAGGAAGACGAGGACGACGACGAGUCCUUGGGCCACAUGAUGCUCUGCAUGUACGACAAGGUGCAGCGCGUCAAGAACAAAUGGAAGUGCAUUCUCAAGGAUGGCGUCCUCACCGUCAAUGGCAAGGAAUAUGUUUUCCACAAGGCCACCGGCGAGUAUGAGUGGUAA